Molecule: messenger RNA, 1461 nt
Organism: Galendromus occidentalis (western predatory mite)
Lineage: Eukaryota; Metazoa; Arthropoda; Arachnida; Mesostigmata; Phytoseiidae
Product: retinol dehydrogenase 12
Exons: 1
Coding region: 306-1313 (335 amino acids)
Source: RefSeq, a predicted model, not a curated record
UUUCCAAUCGCUUCUCCCGGACCAUCGCGACGUGCGAGCGGUGGUUGUGCGCUAAAACUUAAUCGUUAUAGCGCCGUUAUCUCGUCCGCCGACUCGCUCUAAGCUUAAUCAUCGACAAGUCGGUCGCCUGGUCUGUCCGGCAGAAGGAUGGACGGACGGACGGGCCAAGUAGAGCCAUAACGAGCCCGGUACGUGGAACAUGGAAUUUGUAUCGGUGACGUUCGAUGCGUGAGCAGUGUCGCCUCUAAAUUGUGACACUCUCCGCUGCUCACGAGCAGCGUAAAUAAUCCGACUGGAAGCGAGUGAUGUCGGACGAUACCCGAUUCGGCAACAUGCUCUUUGAAAUUUCCAUCGUGAUUUUCUUCAUAUCCGCGUGCUUCGGUGCGAUAGCCGUCGGGCUCUACGUUUACUGCAAGUUCACCAUGGGGAAGUGCGGCAACUCGAUCGGUUUGAGCAACAAGACCAUUCUCAUCACCGGAGGCAACUCCGGCGUGGGCCUGGAAGCAGUGAGAGAGUUCGCGAGACGCGGUGCUCGACUCAUCCUGGCUUGCCGUGACGUCAAGAAAGCGAGGGAGGCCAUCCGCGACAUACAACAGCAAACCGGCAACAUCGAUAUCGAGGUCCAUGAAGUGGACAUCAGCUCACUCGCGUCGGUUGAGGAGCUGGUACGACAGCUGACUCUUUCGCUUAAGAAAAUCGAUGUACUCUGUCUGCACGCCGGCACGGGACCGGUCGAUUCUCGUCAGGAGACUUCCGAGGGCCACGAGAAGACGUUCGCCACGAAUCAUCUCGGACACUUCCACCUCGUACAGCUGCUUCGGCCGGCGCUAAACCCCGGUUCGAGAAUAAUUAUCACUACAUCGAUGGCCCACGAAUACGUCCGUCUGGACUUUGAGAAUCUCCAGCAACAUAAAGCCUACAAUGGAGUGUUGUGCUACGCUCGUUCGAAACUCAUGAAUGUCUAUUUCAUGCGCGAACUCGCGCAGCGUUUGCUCAAAGAUGGCAUCACCGUGAAUGCUCAGAACCCUGGCUUGGUACACACUUCCGGUCUAAAGAACUCAAGCGCGUUGGGGAACUGGUUGUCAGAAACGCUCGUCGCGCCAGUCUACGCCAAAACUUCGUGGCAGGGAGCCCAAACACUCAUUCAUCUGGCGACCAGCGACGAACUCGACGAAGUGACUGGUUGUUUAUUCCGAGACUGCAAACCGACGCGACUGAAUGAGAUCGCAAACGACAAGCGGGCGCCGAAAAAACUAUGGCAGUAUUCGGAGCAGCUGAUCAGGAACACAUCUCGGAGCGAGACGACUCCGUAAACGGAAAGCCAGCUCUAAAUCACUGUAAAUAAUCUGGAUGGACUUUCCAUUCAUUCCCACAUUCAUCAAGAGCUUCGAGAGAUCAUACGCUAGGAAUCCGGAGGCUGAGAUGUGCCCCGCCGGACAAGCUCGUAUCAAGUAGCGGAAA